Lucilia sericata (common green bottle fly) is the source of this 538-nucleotide messenger RNA. Its product is annotated as HIG1 domain family member 1A, mitochondrial. Bases 206 to 502 code for a protein of 98 amino acids. Gene Ontology annotation, biological process: mitochondrial respirasome assembly. Gene Ontology annotation, cellular component: mitochondrion. Lineage: Eukaryota; Metazoa; Arthropoda; Insecta; Diptera; Calliphoridae. The record is from RefSeq and is a predicted model, not a curated record. The transcript is spliced from 3 exons.
UAAUAUUUGUCAGCACAGGGCUCUGAUUGAGAUGUCUGGUUUUCGGUUUAGUUUUAUUAUAAAAGCGAGUUACUAAACAUUUAAAUUUAAGUUUGAGUAACACCACAGAGAGCGAUAAAUUUAAAAAGUACAGGAAUAUAUUCCCCAAAAAAGAGUGUUAUUAUUUUAUUACAUAUACUAAAUAAACUUUACAACAUAUACAAAAAUGAGUGCCGGCAAAUCAUACUUCGAACAACCUGGUGAUGAAGGUGGCAAAUUGGCCAAAAAGGCAAAGGAUUCACCCUUUAUGGUAGUGGGUUUGGCUGGUUUUGUUGCCGCUGCCGCUAUUGGUGCCUACAAAUAUAAACAUCGUGGCACCAUGAGCACAAGUGUAUUUUUAAUGCAAUUGCGUGUGGCAGCCCAAGGAACAGUAGUCGCUUGUCUUACAGCGGGUUUGGGUUAUACCAUGUACAACCAAUACUUCAACAAAAGCACAAAAGAAGAUAACAAUUUGUCCAAUUAAAAUUGAUGUUUUCUUAAGUUCAUAUGAAAGAUUGUU